AUGGCAAGCAAGAAGAAGGAAGUUCAGCUACAGACAGUAAUAGUCAGUCAAGUGCAAUGGGAAGAAAUGCUGCUGAAUAAAGGUCUAACAGUAGUAGAUGUUUAUCAGGCUUGGUGUGGACCUUGCAAAGCUGUGCUGAGCUUAUUCAGAAAACUAAAAAAUGAAUACGGUGAAGAUAAUCUUCUACAUUUUGCUGUGGCAGAGGCUAAUAGCGUCGUGAGUCUGCUCCCGUUUAAAGAUAAAUGUGAACCUGCUUUUAUCUUCUGUGUGAAUGGCAAUAUGAUAGAUAUUGUGAGAGGAGCGAAUGGACCUCUUCUAUGUAAAAAAGUCAUAGAGAUAGUAGAACAAGAGAGAAAAAUUGUAGCAGGAGAAAUGCAAAGACAAGAGUUGCCAGAGCUUAUGUUUAUAGAAGAAAGAGUAUCUGAUGAAGAACCUGAAGAAGAGGAAGCUGAAGAGGAGGAAAAAUACACUGUUGUUAUUAUAAAACCUGAUGCAGUUGCUGAAGGAAAAGUUGAAGAAAUUAAACUAACGAUUACAGAAGCAGGCUUUGUCAUUCUUGCGGAGGAUCUGAAGAUGUUAAGUGAUGAGCAAGUCAGGGAUUUUUAUCAAAACAAAUCAGAAGAGCCUGAAUUUGAAGACUUUGUAUCAUUUAUGCUGUCUGGACCAUGCCAUGUUCUGAUAGUUUCUGAAGGAAAGCAAGCACAUGAGGUUAUGCCUUAUGUUACUGAUUCCCCAACCGUGACCACCCGGGUUGACUCCUCAUCCCACUCUGCCGCCACUGCCCAGGCACUAGUCCUAGACAAACGGGUCCUGGAUGAGAUGAAAUGGCUGCUGGGCCCAGGGACAGCCGCCACCGCCACUUUACUGGGGGGACACUGCGAGCUCUUUCAGGUGUUCACCAUGGCCCCACCACAACCACCCCAGGAAGGAAGGCACUGUCAUUCGCCCCGACAAUGCCUCUGCAAUGUUAUGGCCUGCUUCACUUCUCUGCGUGCCGACAGCAGCGACAAGCUAAGGAGCCGCGUGGCCACUGCGCAGGUGUUACAGGUGGCCAUCUUUCAGAAAGGCCCAGCUGUCGAAAAAACAUUGGCCUUGAUUAGACCUUCUCUCUUGAGGGAAAGAAGAGAGUCUAUUUUAAUGAGGAUUCAGGAUGAUGGCUUUGAGAUAGCAAUGCAAAAGGAAAUAAUCCUAACAGAAGAGCAAGCUCGUAUGUUUUACAAAGAGCAUGAAGAUCAAGAUUAUUUUCCAGUUCUUUUGGAACAAAUGACCAGUGGGCCAACUCUUGCACUUGCUUUGGUACGAGAAAAUGCAAUUCAAAAAUGGAGAGGUUUACUAGGCCCAAAGAUAGUUGAGGAAGCAAAGCAACAAUGCCCAACAAGUUUGCGUGCUGAAUAUGCGAUUGACAGUGCACCUAUCAAUCAGCUGCAUGGCAGCUCAACCAGUGAACAAGCUGUGAAGGAAUUGGAGUUCUUCUUUCCUGUGCAAAACACUUUUGCUGUCAUUAAACCCACUGCUUUUGAGGAGCACAAAGAUGAAAUUAUACAUGAAGUAAAAGAAGCUGGAUUUAUCAUAUCUGAAAUGAAAGAAACCCAAAUAACUCCCGAGAUGGCAGCACAGUUUUAUAAAUCUCAAGAAGGAAAACCCUUUUAUGAUCAGCUUGUGAAUUAUAUGUCUGAAGGUCUAUCAAUGGUCAUGAUUCUAACCAAAGAAAAUGCUGUGGAGGAAUGGCGGCAAUUAAUGGGACCAACAGAUCCAGAAAAAGCAAAAGAAACUCAGCCUGGUUCAUUGCGUGCUAAAUUUGCAAGAGAUAUUAUGCGCAAUGCUGUUCAUGGAUCAUCUAAUCCAGAACAUGCUGUGCAGAGCAUUAAAUUUAUAUUUGGAGAUGUUGAUUUGGAGGACCUAAAACACAAAUAUAUUUAUGUGUAG
Rhineura floridana is the source of this 1926-nucleotide messenger RNA. It is a transcript of the gene NME8, whose product is annotated as NME/NM23 family member 8. The transcript is spliced from 17 exons. Bases 1 to 1926 code for a protein of 641 amino acids. Lineage: Eukaryota; Metazoa; Chordata; Lepidosauria; Squamata; Rhineuridae. The record is from RefSeq and is a predicted model, not a curated record.